AUGCAAGAUACAAAUCCUAAUGAAAAGGGUAAUGAAAAUAAUCAAGAAAAUGGUGUUGAUAUAGAUCAAUUACCAUUUGUUGAUUUAACUCCUGGUAAAGAAUCAAAUUUUAAUACAAAUAUCAAAGAGGAAGAAAUAGAUGGAUCUAUUGAUAUUGAGUCUCAGCCAAAGAAAAAAAAAGAUCAACCAACUGUUACAGUCCACAAUUUUUAUACAAGGGAAUAUAUGGAACUUGCUCAUAACGCUAUAUAUACAGAUAUUAUGAAAGUAGUAGAAAGGUUUUCAAAUGAAGCAUUAGAACAUAUUUCUUAUCAGUCAUUUAAAGAAAUAUGGAGAGAAUUAGGUAUGAACAAAGAAUUAUUAUUAGAAUCAUUAACAAAUGAUAAAGUUGAGAGUAUUUUUAAUACAUUCUAUGAAACAUGUUUAGAAAUAUUUGACUCAUGCAAACAACUUAAUCAGAAGUUAAUUAUUCUUUUUAUUUUAUAUACUGUUUAUAUGACACAACCAAAAGACAAAUCACCAAUUCCUAUUCGUCUUCCAUAUUCUAUGGCAAUCAAACUCUUUCCCUUACCAACAGAAUUACAUAAUAAACAAGGUCAAGCAAUGGUUUAUUCAUUAAUUCAAAAUAGAGCAUUCAUUUACUCUGCUAAAAAUUCACUAUAUACACAACGUACUUCUUUUGACAGACAACAAAUGGAUCAAGCACAUGGACUUUUUGAAGAAAGAGGAUAUGACAUUUUAUUAAACAGUGAAAUAGAGAAUUAUAAUGAUGUACUAAGUUCUAUUCAAGAAAGUGUUGGUAUUGAACGUGGUGUUUCUAGGUCUUUUAUUUCUCAAUUUAAUUCUGUUAUAAAGAAUAUCCCACAAAGAGGAUAUGGUUAUGGAGAAGGAAGUUUAUUUCCAAGUGAAGAAGAAAAAGAAAGUGUAAGUACUAAUUCUUAUUCCAAAAUGGAACAAAAAGAAUAA
Entamoeba histolytica HM-1:IMSS is the source of this 966-nucleotide messenger RNA. RefSeq lists its product as uncharacterized. Gene Ontology annotation, biological process: snRNA transcription by RNA polymerase III; snRNA transcription by RNA polymerase II. Gene Ontology annotation, molecular function: sequence-specific DNA binding. The record is from RefSeq and is a predicted model, not a curated record. Gene Ontology annotation, cellular component: snRNA-activating protein complex. Lineage: Eukaryota; Evosea; Mastigamoebida; Endamoebidae. The transcript has 2 exons. The coding region runs from base 1 to 966 and encodes 321 amino acids.